AUGAAAAAUUUUCUUAUAAAUUACAAUAUAUUACAAACUCCCAAACGAUCUAUUAAUGUUCGUGAUACGAAACAAAAAUUUGAAAACAAAAAGAAUACUUUCAUUCCUGAUCUUCUUCAAGAUAUCAAAUCCUUAUCAAUCUCAAGUGAAAAGCAGUUCGAUGGUUUCGUUGUAAAGAAUCAUCAGAAUGAAAAAAUAACAUUCCCACUGAAACAAUUCGCUGUUCAAAUAAUUCAACAUUUGACCAAUUCACGAAAUCAGAAUAGUCAUACAAGUUUAUGCUGCCGUCGAAAAGCUAAAACAAUCCAUCAAAAUGAUUCCCUAUAUGCUCAACAACCAAUACAAUCGAACUAUAAACUGAAUGCAGAUAAUAAAACCCAUGAUAGCAGUGAUUCUUCAAAAUUUCGUCUAGAAUAUUCUUCUAAUCAAUCAAAAAUAAAUAGACAAUGUUCAGAAAAGCAUAGUCAUUAUAAUAAUAAUAAAUUCCAUAUGAGAUUCAAUCAAAAGCAAUUUUAUGAACUUCUUGAAGACUUAGGAAUAUCUUUUAACGCCACCAAAUACAGCCGGCAAUCAAAUCAAGAACAAAAAUCUCCUCAAUAUAAAUCCGGUUCGCAAACAAAAGCAAUUGAUGCUAACAAUAUCCCACAAGAUUCAAUUUCAUCAACGAACGAAGAGCAAGAACUUUCCUUAAAACCAUCAAACACGAAACAACAGUACAAUGAAAUGAAUAUUCGUGAACUUGUCAAUACUGUUCGAACAGAAAUCGGUGAAUUAAUUGAUGCCGAUAAAAACAAAUCAAAAGAACAGUUUUUAUCAUCUAACCAAAACUCUCCGUCUUCGAGUAAUGAAAAUAUCAAUAGAUCAGAACGAAUAACGAAAUCAAAAAAAAAUUCGCAAAAAACUAACGCCAACAAAAGGAACCGUAGCAAAAACAAAAAACUCAAAUCUAGACAAAGUAGUACAAGCAAUGAGACUGCGUCAAGCAAAAAAAUAAAAUCCAAAACAUCAUUUCAGCAUGACAAACAAAAAUCUAAAAAGAAAAAUAGUACAUCAAAAUUAAGUAAUCUAUUCAAGCCAUCAAAUACGCAAUCUGAUGAAAUCAUGUCAACUGAACAAUGUAAUAAUUGUUGUUGUAAUUUUCUUCAUUAUUCUCUUAGACAAAUAAUGCGUGACACUGAGCAAAUGAAACAAUUUGCCUUAAACACAACCAUGAUUGGUAUCGACCCAUCGAAACUAAAGGAUCCCAAUGAUACUCUCGGUCCAGCUAUUUGUAUUCCGAUGUAUAACUGUGAAAACAUUCGUGACCAACGAUUUCCUAUGGGACCUACUUUUACAAGCAUUUCGAAAAAUGAAAUUGAUAAUGACGAAAAAAGAAAUUCAAUGAUUGUACAAAGCAUAAAUACUCAGCGUGGUCCGAUUCAAAUAAAACUUGAUCCACAAUCAUUCGGAUUAGCGCCAUUUUUUUCUGAUCAAUACGAAACAUUUAUUAAAGGUCCACCAAGUUCAAUAUUUUUAACGAGUUACAUUAAUACAUUUAAUAAAUAA
Messenger RNA from Rotaria socialis, 1545 nucleotides. The record is from the annotation of a GenBank genome assembly. NCBI's taxonomy places the organism in Eukaryota, Metazoa, Rotifera, Eurotatoria, Philodinida, Philodinidae.